CAGCGCUACGUGGCGCUACCAUAGAGAAAGAAAUUGCGCUACUGUACUAACUGUACUUUAUUGUGCAAUUCGUCGCGAUCAGCCGCAGGAGAAGCUGGAGCAGCGCCUCGCUGGCUGGAGUCGCAGCUGCCCUUUACGCACGGAGAAAAUGUCAUGACACACUGAUCGUGUUCAGUUUGUUUCUAGUCACUGACUGUAAAUGUGCCGCACCAGUGCGCCUGUAUUGCGAAAUUGGUCAAGCCUUGUGGCACAAGAUGGCAUCGAAACUCACCGCUACUGUGCGUGCAGUGGGCUCCAAGCGGCUCAACGUGCCACAACGGGCCGCGCUCGUACUUACCAAAACAGCGGUGGAUCGCGUCAAGACUUUGCUAGCCACGAACAAAGACUUCAUCGGGUUGCGAGUUGGUGUGAAACAUCGGGGCUGCAAUGGCCUCACGUACGUUUUAGACUACGCCACUGAGAAAGGAAAGUUCGACGUUGAAGUGCAACAGGACGGAGUCAAAGUUUUCAUCGACACCAAGGCUCAACUAACACUUCUCGGCACAGAAAUGGACUACGUUGAGACAGAGCUGUCCAGCGAGUUUGUUUUCAACAACCCUAACGUCAAGGGUACCUGCGGUUGCGGCGAGAGCUUUACUGUGUGACCUCUGGUCUGUCUUGAUGCUUGUGUGUAACGAAGUAGAGAGGUGAUUGUUAGAAUAAAUUAUACCGUUUUU
This is a messenger RNA of Dermacentor silvarum, 716 nucleotides long. RefSeq names its product iron-sulfur cluster assembly 1 homolog, mitochondrial (gene MagR). Bases 255 to 644 code for a protein of 129 amino acids. The transcript has a single exon. Gene Ontology annotation, cellular component: cytoplasm; mitochondrion. Lineage: Eukaryota; Metazoa; Arthropoda; Arachnida; Ixodida; Ixodidae. The record is from RefSeq and is a predicted model, not a curated record. Gene Ontology annotation, molecular function: 2 iron, 2 sulfur cluster binding. Gene Ontology annotation, biological process: iron-sulfur cluster assembly.